This is a messenger RNA of Rhinichthys klamathensis goyatoka, 517 nucleotides long. Its product is annotated as zona pellucida sperm-binding protein 4-like. The record is from RefSeq and is a predicted model, not a curated record. The transcript is spliced from 4 exons. Gene Ontology annotation, cellular component: egg coat. Gene Ontology annotation, biological process: prevention of polyspermy; binding of sperm to zona pellucida. Gene Ontology annotation, molecular function: structural constituent of egg coat; acrosin binding. Bases 112 to 483 code for a protein of 123 amino acids. Lineage: Eukaryota; Metazoa; Chordata; Actinopteri; Cypriniformes; Leuciscidae.
GCGUACACGUCCUACUACAGUGAUGCUGAUUAUCCAGUUACAAAAGUCCUGUGGGAGCCUGUGUAUGUUGGGGUGCACAUUUUGGAGAGGACCGACCCCAACAUUGUCCUGAUGCUGGGACGUUGCUGGGCGACAUCAACCCCCAGUCCACUCAGUCUACCCCAAUGGGAUCUUCUGGUUGAUGGAUGCCCUAACCAGGAUGAUCGUUACCUGACCACAUUGGUUCCAGUGGCUGGAUCAUCUGGUCUUCAGUUCCCGACCCACUACAAGCGCUUUGUUGUGAAGAUGUUCACAUUUGUAGAUCCAGCAUCACUGGCUCCUCUGCAGGAAACCAUCUUCAUCCACUGUAGUACAGCGGUGUGCCAUCCCUCCUCUGGCUCCUGUGAGCAAAGCUGCACUAGGAAAAGAAGAGACACGCACAUCAAGACCAUCUCUAGUGGGCAAACUGUGGUGUCUAGUGGAGAAGUUAACCUGGUCAAGUGAAUUUUAGUGUUUUAAUAAACUUCAUGAAACUCAA